AUUCUAAAUAGCAAAAGCUAAGGAAGAUAUGUUUGGAAUUCGACUUAUUUUUUCAGUGUAAUUGUUUGCUCUAACUCAUAUGUUUAAAGUGGAAGUAUUUGAGUUACAAAUGGGUUCGGAACAAAGUAGCCAGUCAGCUAGAUCCCAAAGUGUCAAAUCAACAACUAAAGUAAAGGAACCUCAGAAUGUUAGAUGUUCUUCUCCUAGGCCAUCAAUUAGUUCCGAUUCUGAUAUUCCGUACAUAUCGUAUACUGUAAAUCGCCCUAUUGGAGGUAAUUUUACAUUUUUUUUCCCCUUGCAGAAAAUACCAACUUUUCAUCCAAUCAUGCGGGGUGCUUUAAACAUUCCAACUAUCCAAGAUCAAGAAAUUCUUGACAAAUUGGACCAUCAAUGUAUACUAAAUCUCUGCCAAAGAUAUCAAGAGCACCUUAAGCUUUGUGCUGAAAUUGUCAGUGCUGAACAGAAUGUUCUUACGCAAAGGAUACGUGAGAUCGAUUUUGCCAUCACCACACUUACUAAUGUAUUGACAGAGCGUCAGAAAAAGUUUGUUAAGCAUGCAGAACAAAUUGGAAAAGUUCAGGAAAUAUCCAACAAUCUCCAACGUUGUCAAACUACUCUGAAAGACAUAAUUGAUGAUAUGGAAAAACUGAACAACAUUCUUCCACCCGAGGAAAGACUCGAACCUUUCGUCAUGGUUACUGGAUAGGAUUGGGAAAGUGAAUGCUCUGAGGCAUUCACUUCUUUAUUUGAGGCUGAACAUUCUCUCAAUUUGAAGACUAAUAUUCUAAAUUAAUGUGUUCUUGUUCUAAGCCAGGGCUGUGGAGCAAGAAUUAACGAUAAUUAUGCAGGAAUUGGAAAUAAAUGCAUGUAUCCGACUCCAUUGAAUUAAAAUUCAGGUCCUCUAGGUUAAAGGAAGAAAAGAAGUCUCUGAUCUUGUGAAAAAUUAUUUCGACAAAUAUUUAUAAUUAUCUGAACUUGUUAAUUAUGUAUUUGAAUAAUUAUUACUGCAAUGUUAUAAUUAUUACAAGAUUUUACUAAGUCAAUUAUAAAAAUAAUGCAAGAGUCAGAUCUUAAUAUUAGAAGAACUGGAAAGUAAUGUUGUUUCGGUGCAUUUGAUAUUUGUUAUUAAGAUUUUAUCUUUAAUCAAUAACCUUUUCACCCUCGUUUGCAACAACCUUGCAAUGUCGAAUUGAAAAUGGAUUUAAAAAAUGAAUUGGUUUUUAAGGCUAACAAAUAUUUAAUGCUCCGAAACGACAUUACUUAUCGAUCCCCCUAAUACUUUCCUAAGAUUGGGUGAAAGUUAAAAUAGAGCAUCAGUCGGAGCCAGAGUUAAAUACAAUUAUGCAGGAAUCAAAAAUUUGCUCAACUUUGAUUCCAUUUAAUUACUAGUCAGGUUUUUUAUAAGAUAAAAGAAAUCAUUUAUCUUGUAGGUAAUUGUUUUUACAAAUAUUUAUAAUUAUGUGAACUGGUACUUUAAUUAUUGUAAUAAAGUUUUGACUUUUAAAAUAUAUUACUAAUUCAAAUAUAAAUCUACUGCAAGUAUAAUCUUAAUACUUCUGUAAAAUUUGGUGAAAGCUAAAAUAGAAUGUAAGUUGGACUCCUAGUAGGUUUCUCAGACUACCAACUCCAUGGCUUUGGUUUAGACUGAAGGAUUUUGUUUAAAUAUUAUUCUAGAUUGAAGUUUUUGUCAUAUUUUAUUAUGAAAAUAUUUUAAAUGUAUAUUUCAUUGAAAUAAUAAUGUUCUUAACUGAUGCAAAUUCAACGCUUGAGUGGAACAUUUUAACUAUCAACUCCACAUCUAUAGAUUACCUGGAAGCAGUCAGUAACUGGAAAUUUUUUAUAUUCCAGUGAUGUAUUUAAAAUUUUCGAAUAUUCUUGUUAAUAACAAUACUUUCAUUCAUAUAAUUAUAUGUUUGUACAGUCGUAUUUUCAGUACAUAAUUAGCAUACUUUUAUUUUACUUAUUGCAAUUCUAUUAUUAAAUUAUAGUAUAGGUUUUAAAGUAUAAUAUUAAUAAAGUAUUACUGACGUAAAUUUAAGAUUAAAAUUGUGAGUGAUUAUACAUUUCACUAGGAAUAAAAAAAAUUUAUAGUUUAGUUUAUAAAUUUUAACUAGUAAAUUUUGCAAAAAAAUAAUUGAUAUCUUUAAUAUUAAACACUGUAAUAUACGAUAAAAUUUUUUUUUAAGAAAUUGUAAUUUAAGACAAAUUUUAGAUGUGUAGUAUGAUUUUAUGCUUUAUCUAGUUAGGAACUAAAUCUAGUAUUGGAGCAUAUGAAGAUUUUUAUGAAAUAUUUUAAUAAAAUAUAUCCAUAUUAUAUAUUCUGUUCUCCUCAUUAAAUAUAUCAUAUGGAUCCUUAAAAACUGGAUUGUAUCUUUGAUGUUGGAUGAGGAAACUAUUAAUGCUUAUUACUUAAUAUUCUUUUAAAAUAGAACACUUCAUUUUUUUUAACAAUCUUAUUUAAAAACACACCUUGUAUCUAGUCAUAUGUAGAAUUGUAAAUAUAUAUUUUUUGUGAUAGUAUUGAUUGACAAACAAAGAAAAAAAUAUUUUUGAGAAAUUAAAUGAUUAUUGCACCUCAAAGUGAGAUAUGAUUACAUCUAUAGAUUCCUUAAAUAAGAAUGGUAGAACUUGGGACACUAGAUAUAUGAAAUCAUUGAGAAUGUUUCUACCAUCAUUGAACGUUUUAUAAAGAUUUUUUUUUUUUUUUUUUAAGAUUUUAAAUUAUUUUUGAUUUUGUCAUAUAAGUAUAUUUGUGAUUGUUUUGUUCAAGUAUUUAUUGUACAGUUUGUAUUUAUAAUUAUGGGUAAUUUCCCAUUACAAUUUUCAGGUUUGCAGAUUUUAAACGCAUAAAGCUCAAUUCUUUUUUUAAAAAUAUCAAGCUCUUGUAAGAAUUUUUACACAUUUACAACUACUCCAAUUUUAAAACUAUUAGGAUAAUAACUUUCAAAAAUUUCAAUUUUUGAAAGAAUUAAAAAAUGAGCUGUUACUGACGUAACAUUGUAACAUGCAGUUCUUAACUUUUAAAACUAAUGAAAAUUACCAAAAAAAAAGGAGUAAGUGUAAAUAGAACCAAGAGUUAUUUUAAAUCCAACCCAAAGUUGUGAAUGUGACAUUUACACAAACUAAAUUGGCCACUAGUAAAAAAUAUUUUAAAACAUUGGUUUAAAUUUUUAUGGAUUUCAAUGUUGACCAGUUACAUAUACAUUAGUAUAAAUUAACAAGUUGCCUCACAUUUUAUUUAUUUCUUUAAAUGUUUUUUCAUAUUUCCACCCACAGCAACAUAAAAAAGACAUGCAUUUUCAUCUUUCAGUACAAAAACACUAAAUUAUAACAACUGUGUGAACUGUGUUCUUUUUUAUAUGUUAGACAAUAAUGUUUAAACAAACAUUCGAUUAAAAAACUUAAUAACUCUCCUAGUUCUUGCUCGUGUAGGAUAUAUUUAAAGUUUUAGAAUGUGAUUUGUGCAUGACUAAUAAAAAGAUGACACCCACAAACAUUUGCAAAGCAAAUCUUUUUGAAAUUAAUAUAUUAAUAGAUAAUAUGGUAGUAAUAUCAAAGUAAUAAAUUAAUUUUUCUUUGCCUCUCAUUCUGCUUUUGUUACUGUAAUUUUUUAUUUAAUAAUUUUUUUUUUGGCUGUUACUGUUUCUCCCCUUGCUUUUAUCCGUUUCCCUCUAUUGUGUAGAUAUUCUGCAUAUUUAAGGUGUUUUUCUUAUAUCUAUUGACAAGGAUUUCGUUAUCCUUCUGUAUUAUUCCUUUUUCCGAAAAAGAAAUUGAUGUAUAAAUUGCUUAAUUUCAAGCUCAGUCUCUACAAUUUAUGCUAACUUCAUAAACAAUUUAAAUAACAGUUUCAAUGAUUGUUUUCUUUUUUCUUAUUCCUACUUUUUAUUUAUAUUAAGCAAUAAAUAAAUAAAAAACCUGCUCCUAAUAUUAUAUUUAUUUAAAAAAAAUGCUAUGAAAUAACAAAUUUAUGCAAGUAUAUUUUAAAAAAAUAUAUAUAUUGCUAAAAAGUUUUUUUUUUUCCAAUUAUUUUUUAAUCAUAUGUCGUUUACUAAAAUAUUUUCCUGCAACAACUUAUCAAUCCAAACUGAAUUAAUAUACAAUUGUUCAUGCGCUAAUGAGACUAAUUUUGAUUCGCUAACUGGUAUUCACACAACUAAUUCAAAGAGUAUAGUUACUGUUGUCAUUUACAUAUUUUCCAGCAUGUUAUUUUUACAUAAAUUUGCUGAACAGAUUGUUUAAAUUACAUUAAUGUUCAAUUUAAAAUCAUGUCGCGUAUGUGACUUUAAAUAAAUGUCAUCCUCUCAACUCCUUAUAACUUUAAUUAAGAUAUUUUUUUUCUUCUGUGUUUUAAAGUAUCUUAAAGAACUAUUUCAGAAUACAAAGUAUCAAAACUUACGCUGAAAGAAAUGACUUUAUGUUGUGGGUGCGACUAUAAUUAAGAAUAAAAUUAAAUAUGUUUACCUUUUGUAAUGAAGAUUCUGCAGGCAAAAACUCCUCUAUAAUAACUGUCAGAUUAUACACAUAAGUUUAGGGAUUUGCUGAAUUACUUGUUCAGCUAUACAAGACCAUAAAACAUAAAGAUUUUUGGCACAUUAUUUCCACACAGACAUAGUGUCAUUUUUUAAACUAAAAUAACAAAGUUAAUAGAGAAAAAAAUUUUUUUAUUAAAAUAUAAAAUAGUUUAUACUUUUACAAUUAAUAUUCAAUAUUUUAAAUUUAUUUAAGAAAGUUAAAAUUUUUAUCCUCAUGUUCACUUUUUUGUGGAUUGAAGUGUUUAACAGAAAUUUUUAGGUUUUCUUGAUUUGAUUUUUUUUUAAAACUGAGUUGAGUGCUUUUAAAGUCAGCAAAUAUGGCAUUCGUAAAUGGUUUGAUUAAAAUGUAAUAAUUAGAGUAGUGUUAUUUUUUUUCUUGUGUAAUAUAAGUUUUCUUGUAUAAUAUAAGUUAUUAACUUGUGUAAUAUAAGUUAUUAACAGAUUUACAUUGUUGUAAAAUAUAUCUGAGAAAAUAUUGAACUAAGUAUAAAUAUUUGAAGUGUGUAAAUAUAAAGUGUAAUUACAGCAGUA
Messenger RNA from Parasteatoda tepidariorum (common house spider), 5063 nucleotides. The record is from RefSeq and is a predicted model, not a curated record. NCBI's taxonomy places the organism in Eukaryota, Metazoa, Arthropoda, Arachnida, Araneae, Theridiidae.